Messenger RNA from Cetraspora pellucida, 1422 nucleotides. Lineage: Eukaryota; Fungi; Glomeromycota; Glomeromycetes; Diversisporales; Gigasporaceae. The record is from the annotation of a GenBank genome assembly.
AUGAAAUAUAUUUUAAGAUUUUUACUAAUCCCAAUAAUUGCAACAGUUUUUAAGUCCGUCGCGGUGAGCAUAAAUAAAAACCUCGUGAUUCGUUCUGCAACACCAACGGGAGAUACAACAUGGGACAAUUGGAAUGGACAAGUUCAUGUAACUCCAAGUGCCAUUUUUAAACCAUCUUCACUUGAUGACCUUAAAGACAUUGUGAAAUUGGCAAAGCAAAAGGGAAAAACUAUUCGAUGUGCUGCCCAAGGACAUAGUGUAAGUAAACUAUCUUACACACAGAACUAUCUGGUGAUAGUUACAGAAUUAACUCAGGUCACUGUGCAAAAAGAUCCAAAAUAUGACUGGACUGUUACUGCUGAAGCGGGUACGCCGUUAUCGAAGCUUGAUGAUGUACUCCGAAAACAUGACCCACCAUUAACUCUCGACUCAGAGACUGUAUAUGACUCAUUUCGAGUAUCCGGUGUUAUUGCGGUAGGUGCACAUGGUGCAAAGACUAGUUCGGGUAUUAUGUCAGAUCAGCUUGUCUCGAUGCAGAUUGUCACCGCCUCUGGUGACGUAGUCACAUUUAGUGAAGAAAUAUACAAACAAGAAUUUAAUGCUGCAAAAGUCAACCUAGGUUUAUUCGGUAUAAUUUAUUCGGUGACUUUCCGUGUACAACCGAUGUACAACCUUCGUAUGACUGACACCCUUUAUCCAGCAAAAGAAUGGAUUAAACCACAAAAUAUUAAAAAUAUUUUAGAAGUUUCUGAUGGAAUUGAAAUAUUUUAUUGGCCAUUCAAUGGAUUUAAUCAGGGUGAUCCAUCUCAUCCUGACUCUAGCAAAGAUCUAAUUUGGCUUAUAAAUUUCCUACUAUCAAAUCCUUUACUUACUCCGAAUAUUACUGCUUCGAUAUGGGAUACCCGUGUUGCCAUUGCUGGUAAUACCAGUACGGUAUUGCAGGCUCCUGAUGCAUUCCAUUACGUACCUUCUGUAGAAAGCCUUAAGGUUAGUCUAUGGGAAAUUGGAUUCAAAAUUGAUUCGGAUUUUUCUAAUGUCGCCACUGAAAUUUCUUUCAUAAUUCAAACAGUGAAUUUUAGAAUAAUAAAAUCAACUGAAGCUUUAUUAUCCACUGCUUUCAAUCAUGAUCCAAAAGCAUUGUAUUUUCGAUUGGAUCUCAUUUCAGCUUACGGUAAUCCUGACUGGGAAGAAUUUAUACAAUUAUUAGGGCAAAGAUAUUUUACGAAUAAAUACAAUGCAAAGCCUCAUUGGGGAAAAGAAUGGGAUACUAAACCAGAGAUUAUAUCUUAUCUUUCUAAAGCUUUAAAAGAACCAAUUAAACAAUUUGAGAAAGUGCGCGCAAAGUAUGAUCCUAACAAAAUGUUUUUCGAUAAUAAGUCCUUGCAGGAUAUAUUUAGAGGUGCUUUAGGUCCACAAAGUUAA